UUAACGUCGUUACGUUUAGUGAUUUAUGUAGCGGUACUUCAUGGCUAUUUUCAGCCUAAAUAGCUAGGAUCAUGACGUGAAUAGUUCAUAUGAAUACGAGGAACAAUGAUUAUUAUAUCUAUUCCAAGAUACCGUAAAGUUAGGGAUGAUAAAGGGGAAUACACGGUGUUUGAAAUUCAUGUUGCAAAACCAGGAGCGAGUAAUGUCAUCGAGAAGAGGUAUARCCACUUCUCCAAACUGGACAAAAGGUUGCGGAAAAUCAUUUACACCCCGAGUCUUCCUCCAAAGACGUUGAUGAACAAAGGGACUAAGUUAUUGGAGACACGACGCGAAGGGCUUGAACGAUACCUUCAAGAAUUAAUUGGGACAUUUGAGAUCUACGAUAUUUUGUCAGAGUUUUUUGAAACUCGAUUACCAGUUACUACACCAACUCGACCAAGAACGUCCUCAGCUGAUGAUCUGGAUGCAGAGGAUUACGCUGUUUCACAGAUUACACAUCAACAUUUAUUACAAUUUACUAAAGAUCCUGUAAUUCAUUUUUAUCAGAGAGAGAAGAAUUUUAUCGAAGAUUGGAAUUGUAUUCCAGAUACCGUAAUAAAAGGUGUGAUCGCUGGGAUCUAUGAGAAUGGCGAGGAUGGCACUACCAGAUCAGCUCCUAAAUCCACCUGAUUCUAUCUCUAGUUCUUGAUGUUAAAAAUAUUUUUAGUUUUCACCAGACGUAUUCUGCUUAUAUGAGAGCAAGUACCUUUCGAAAUUUUUCAAUGAAUUUUUAAAGACUUUUUAUCUGCAUUUUAUCAUAUAUCCGAUCCCAAAGUGAAAUAUUGAUUCUAAAAUUAAACAGGAUACAAUUGUUUUUAUAUGUGAUUAUGUUCACACAUAAACGUGUUUUCAGUUUUCAACACAAUGUAGUUUAUUUUAUCGUUUAUAAUGCAUCUUUUAAGUUUGAAUAUUUAAAAAACACUGCUUUAUAGGAUGAGAUUAAAGGCAAUUUUUUGACAGUUGCUUUUAGCAGAGGGGUGUGACUAAAGCAUCCUGCUUCCGGAAUGAAUUAUAGAAUAUUUUUCUUAGGUGCUUUAUUUAUUUGUAUGUUUAGGAAUAUAAAGAACUUUGUGUGAAGUAGUUGAAGAUAAGGUGACAAUUGCAAUUUUAAGGCGUUAAUUGCAAGAAAAUUGUUGAAGCAAAGGAGAAAAUUAUUAACACUUUUCUUAAUUGUGAUAAUCUUAUUUUAUUAUACAUAAGCUAAGAGGAACACAUGUAUCAAUAGACACAUUUUUUAAUCUCUUGAAAUGCCAUCAAAAGUAAGCCAUGUGCCUCCAACUGUUAAACCUGAUUCACAUGAGCAAUGCAAAUACAAAUGCAAAAGCAAACAAUUAAAAUUAUGUGUGAACUACUGUUGGCAAUUAAAGCAAACACAAAUUCAAAUUAUUAUUCAAGAAAUGGAGGCUUUUUCAUUUCAUUUUUGCUUGCAUUUUCAAUUUGCAUUUUCAGUGUAUGGACAUGUGUUUAUGAUUGCAAACAUAAGCAACAUUAUGCAUGAAUAGAGUAACACAAAUGCAAGACCAACAUUUUUUGAUGUAAAGCAGCUCUACAUGUACAGUCCAUGCUUAUAUCUUACUGCAAUUUUCAUAAACAUCUGAACUCUGUAUGCGAGUUGCACACUGAAAUUUGGUUUUUUGCUGCGGCAAGUCAAAAAUAUAAAAAGGUAUUGACUGAUUAGGUUUGAUUGACAGCAGCAAAAAAAAACAAAAUUCAGCUUGCAGCUCAAAGACACAGGGUUUGCAUGUUUAUGAAAAUAAUUGCAGUAAUAUGAUCAAUUAUAUUUGCAUUUCACGUGUGAACAUCGCUUGCAUGCAUUUACAUUUAUGUUGCUUGAGUGAGCCAGACUUGAUGCCUGAAUGUAGUAUUUUAUACUGUGCUUUGCAAAUCCAAGUAUUUCUUCAGUAUUUUUGACUUUACUUUAUGACAGUAUGUAGGAUGUACAUCUGUGCGACAUGCAGUCCUCCGCCUGCAUGCAGAAUAUGUUUUUUAAACCAAACCUUCAAUCUGGAGAAGGGCUGGCAUAGAUUUGCUGGUUGGGGUGGGCGUAAAGCUAGUGCACAGUUACUAUUGCAUAUCUGACAAAUGUUUCUAAGCAACACUAAGCAAUACUCCUUUUGGAUGAGCAAAUUUAAAAAUUAAAUAAUGGCAAAUGAAAAAAUGAAAUAUUAUAAUUAUUCUAAUUGAUAUUUAUAAUAAAAACUUAGAAAGCGAUGAUAAUCAGUAUUGAAGAGCAUUUGACACCAAUUGAUACAUGGGUGUUACAUUUGCUGCUCGGGUGCUGUAUUUCACUGCUGCCGCCGUUAACACCUUA
Molecule: messenger RNA, 2350 nt
Organism: Actinia tenebrosa (Australian red waratah sea anemone)
Lineage: Eukaryota; Metazoa; Cnidaria; Anthozoa; Actiniaria; Actiniidae
Product: sorting nexin-24
Molecular function (GO): phosphatidylinositol phosphate binding
Source: RefSeq, a predicted model, not a curated record